Messenger RNA from Hemibagrus wyckioides, 7136 nucleotides. RefSeq names its product FERM and PDZ domain-containing protein 1 (gene frmpd1a). The transcript has 17 exons. The record is from RefSeq and is a predicted model, not a curated record. Gene Ontology annotation, molecular function: protein binding. Bases 421 to 5502 code for a protein of 1693 amino acids. Gene Ontology annotation, cellular component: cytoskeleton. NCBI's taxonomy places the organism in Eukaryota, Metazoa, Chordata, Actinopteri, Siluriformes, Bagridae.
UCCCUCUCGUGCGUGGUGCGCGCGACUCCCGCCAACACCACGCGCUGUGUGGUGAAUAAAACAAAAAAUAAUAAAAAAUUAAACAUUUUUUUAAGGGAUUUUCUCGAUAAAACUUCCCGCAUGUGGAUAAUCCCGUGACCUGAGGUGUUGAAUAUAUAUCUCAGAGUUCAGCCACAAAAUGGAGGAAUGAUUUCCACAAGCGACGUUGAUCUGCGCACUCAACCAUGCAGAGCGAUUACUGAAUUCCAGGGAAUAAACUACUGACCAACAGGGCAGCACUGGGCUUGCAUGAUGGACUGAAUGCUGACCAAGUGACCAUGAGAGCGAAGUGCUCUACUAAUGGAUGAAGAAGUAGCGAGUGCACGGUGCAGUGUAAAGGACAGUUUCUCUCUGAUGGAGCUCUGACACACAAGACGCUCAAUGGAGGACCGGGACCGCAGUCGCUCUCCAUCACGCAGGACCAGCAAAGUGGAGCAGGUGGUAGGACGCUGGCUUCGUCGUUCCAGAGAGUCCACCAGCAGAGAGCGCGUGUUGGACGAUGACGGCCGAGGAGCCGAUGCCAGUCCUCAGGAUCAUAGAAGCUCUUUGAUCAGAGUGACCGUUCAGAUCCCACUCGACCCUGACCUCAAGUCCCAUGGGUUCACCGUGUCCACACACGCUCCAGCACAGGUGGAGGAGGUUGUCGCAGGGGGUCCUGCAGAUGGCAAACUCUUACCCGGUGACCAGCUCGUAAAAAUCAACACGGUUACAGUUGAUGAUCUGUCCACAGAGCAAACUGUCGACAUUAUCAAGGAGUGCCAGGACACCAUAACAAUGACAGUCCUCAGAAUAACAGUGGGGCCGAAGUCAUCCUUCAUUACCCCAGAGAAGAGGGCUAAGCUAAAAUCCAACCCGGUUAAGGUGCGCUUCGCUGAGGAAGUGGUCGUUAACGGCCACUCGCAGGGUAACUCUCUGCUCUUCCUGCCCAAUGUCCUGAAGGUCUAUUUAGAGAACGGUCAGACCAAAGCCUUCAAAUUCGAGCCCAAAACCACCGUUAAGGACAUUGUGAUGACUCUGAAACAGAAGCUGUCCAUAUCCCGCAUUGAGCACUUCUCCCUGGUGCUAGAGCAGCAGUACAGCAUCGCCAAACUCUUCCUGCUGCACGAGGACGAGCUGAUACAAGAAGUGGUCCGGAAAAGAGAGACUCAUGACUACAGAUGUCUGUUUCGUGUCUGCUUCGUCCCCAAAUAUCCACAAGAGCUGUUGGAGGAUGACCCUGUGGCCUUCGAGUAUCUCUACUUACAGAGUGUGAGCGAUGUGUUACAGGAGAGGUUUGCUGUGGAGAUGAAGUGUAACACGGCGCUCAGACUGGCGGCUCUGCACAUACAGGAGAGACUCGCCAGCACCGGCCAGUCUCACAAAACGCCGCUAAAGACCGUGGUGAAGGACUGGGGUAUCGAAAGCUUUGUCUCCAGCACCCUGCUGAGGAACAUGAGAGAGAAGGACUUGAGAAAAGCCGUCAGUUUACACCUGAAGAGGAUCAUUUUACAGGAGCACAAGCAUAAGGCAAUGACAGUAAACCAGGCCAGACUCAACUACCUGAGCGAGAUGUCUGAACUCAAGUCUUUUGGGGGAAAAUCAUUUAGUGCCACCAUGAUGCUACAGGACCGAGAGUCUACGGUGAGCUUGUUGGUGGGUGCACAGUACGGGGUGAGUCAGGUGAUCAAUCACAAGCUGAGCAUCAUGACCACACUGGCGGAGUUCUCCAGCAUCACCAGGGUGGAGCUGGUCACAGAGUCAGAGCGUGUUAGCCUGGUCAAGAUCUACAUGCAGGACAUUAAGCCCAUGACGUUGCUGCUGGAGUCAGCGGCUGCUAAGGAUCUGUCAUGUCUCGUAGCUGGUUACUGCAAAGUCUUCAUAGAUCCUCAAAUCUGCGUGUUCCCCUGGACAGACGAGUCAGUGAGCCACCGGAUAUCUGCAGAGGAAGGUUAUGUAUCAAGAUGUUGCAGCGACUCUGAAGACUCAGAGGUGGACGCUUUGCUUCCUCAUGCAACAAGUCCUACCCAGACCGAUUCAAACAUCAGUGCGGUCAAUAAUCAGGUUGUAGUAGAAGAGGAAGGAAAGACCAACACGGUAGAAGAGGACGACGUGGAAGACAAGAGUGAAAAAGAAAGUGUGGAGAAUGGGGCUGGAAAAACAAAAAGACUUGAGGCUGAAUCUAUACAUGCGGAAGACGGAGAAGCUCUUGUAGAAACCAAACAAGGUGAACGAGAGGCCAAGGACGAGGAGCCACCAUGCGUCAUCAUCGUGGAGGACCCACCAUCAGAGGCAUCGGAUUCAGUCCAUACAGACUCGCGCUUCGUAAACAGCAUGUCCAGCGACUCCAUGGAUGCUUUAGAGGAGGAUGACUUUUUGACCUAUUUCUCCACAAAUUGUGUCAGCCAACUGAAUGUCAGAGACCAUUACCUCCACGUUGAUACUCAUCACGCACCAUGUCCGAGUCAACCGGAUUCCCAAGAUGGCGAUUUCAGUGAAGACCUGUGUUCCAUCGAGUUCCCUGCCAAUGAUGACGAGUUCUUAUGCUUCGCUGCCCUGUCUAACAUCGCAGAAUGUCUACCCAGUCCCACUGAGGCCAGCGAGGAUGAAUAUUCAGAACAUGGAGAUGAUGAAGAUGAACACGAGGCACCAGAGGACGUUUUCGAAAGCGUUGAGCCUCCUCAAGGAGAGUCUAUGUUUACAUUCAACCAGGGUGAUCCUCAACGGUACUACAACAUCUGCGCUAACUUAACACCCGAUAGCGGUCACGUCCAUGCAAGAACAUCUUCUCCUCACCAGGCACAUGAGGAAAAUAAAGAAGAGGUGGAAAGACAGAAUGAACCCGCACCUAUCCUUCUGCCUCCUCCAGGAUUUGGGGACAGUAGCUCAGAAGAUGAGUUCUAUGAUGCCCAGGAGAAAUUUAUUCCUGAGGAACCUUUGUCAGCACCAAUGUUUAAAGAACGUUCUAGAGAAUCAAGUGUUAAGAAGCGCACUCAGAGCCUGAGCAACACUGGUGUCAACGCUGGUGAACGACGCAUGCGAGAACAAGAGACUAAAAAGAGAGAGAGAAAAGAUAAAGAGAAACUAAAGACCGAGACAAGAAGCGAAGUUUCAAGGUUCCGCAAGAGAAGCAGAAAGCGACGCUCCUUCAUGGAAACGGAGUACACCUCUUUAGUAACGUUUCCUGACAAAGACCAGACAAAAAAUUACAACCAAAUCCCAAAUCACUGGUUGGGACCAAGCCAUCUUGGUGAAGACCAUCUCGGUGGUCCAUCAAAUCAAAGCCCCUGCCCUACAGUCUCGUCUCUCACAAAUGCCGAAGGUGAGCCUGCAGAGAUGGAAUCGAAACCCAUCACCCCAUCCAAACCAAACGGGUCUGGAACCCAUCAUCUCCUACAUGGUAGCAAAAUCAGUAAAGCGAGUCAAAGGAAACAGCAAGUUAUACUGAUGGAACCAGAUUCCAUGGAGUUUAAGUCGGUCACAGAAAUGAUGACUACCGCCUCACCUUCUAUUGUAGCGGUACGCACCUCUAUAGAGCCUAAAGUAAAAGUCAGUGCCGUGAGCAGUGCUGACGGACUCAAAGAAGAAGACGCAGUAGGAGGUAUGGUUGAAAGGUUGCUUGAUGGUCACUUGUUUUUCAGAAAUCUUAACAGGGAACAUGACCAAGAAUCCCUGACAGAAGGUCCAUUUCAAGAACCUUUGCUCAGGAAAAAGAGUUGCUCACUUUCACAUUUAGACCAAACAUCUAGCUCGCUUUCUUUGAAAGUCCCAACCGUCUCCUUCACCAAAAUCCCAAGCAUGGACAGGCUUGAUGUAGAAAAUCUGGAAAUGGACAUUCGAAAAUGUUCAAUAGAGCCGACUAUGAGAACAAGGAGCCAGAGCAUGUCUGCAGUAUCUGACAGUAGUGGUCUCGCUUGUUUAACAAAGAACCUCUUCAUUCAAACACAACCUGCGGUCUGUACCAAAGAACCCGAUUCUGGUGACACAGACAGUUCUGGUGAUCCAUUCACCCAAGAACUGUCCUCCACUGUAUCUCCUGGAUGGUCUACCCAAGGAUAUGCUUUCAAUCAGUGUUCUUCUGGCAUCCUUUCUGCUUCCACACUGCAUGGAAAGAUCCAGAGCUUGCCCCUGUACCUGUCUCAUUCCCAAGAGGUACUAGCUAGUAACAGUAGUCUUGCAGAUCAUGCCAAACCGGUGAGGAGUUUUUCUGAAGGUAUGUCCACAACUCAGGUGAGGUCUAAUGAGGACACAGAGGUGGAUGAAGGGUUCGGGAAAGUAGUUUGCAAUAAUUCUCAUGUACCAAAAGCUGAACCCGAAGAACUCUUGUACAAGCCGAGGUCACAUGCAGGCCUGAAGUCUGUUCAAAUCAGCCAUCCGUCUCUUGUGGUUACUACGCAAAACAUGAAUGGACCGUGGGGUGUCGUGACGUCACAAGAGAUCAGUAAAUUACAAGCAGGAAGCAGUUCUCUCAUUGGUGCACACGCCCAACCUCUCACAGAUUGUGAACGUAAGCCUACCAACACCCAGCCACAGGCCCUGUCUGGCCCACAUCUGCAUGCAAAGCCCAACCUUACCUGCGGGUCAGUGCUCGCCUCGGUGUGUGAGACAGUAAUCGAGAGUGCCGAGACACCUAUGGAAGUGUGCGGCUGCCAAUCAGCAUACGCCAACUGCUUCAACAGCGUACUGGAAAGUGCAAGCUUUGAUAAUGAACUGACUGUCUACGAGUUCUCCUGCAGGACACAGCAAAGCAUGCGUGACCGGGUAGCAAUGGUGACAGCGAUCCCUCCUUCAUCCCUUUCCGGUUCCUCGUCUUCCUUUUCACCCUCCUCACCCCUCCCAGCUUUCUCUCGUGUAGUCAUACCUCCUUCCUCAUCCGCAGAACUCGGCCCCCUUCUGUCCCCCCUGGACACUCCCGACUGCUUCCUCUCCGACCCUCACGGAGAUGCCAUCAGCUCUUUACUGGCCCAGCACUACCCUUUACCACCCACAGGCUUCCUGGCUCUGCAGAGAGAUGUCGACACACUAUUAACGGUCCUGGAUGGUGCCAUGAAGGAGCAAGAUUGCAUCCAAGAGCAUCCCAGAGACACAUGCGCAGACCACUUUUCUGAAAACAAGCGCAGGAUGCAUGCGGAGGCGCGAGGGUUUUUAACCGGCUGUCAGCAGGUCGUAAAGUCCGGGCAGACCCCAGCAGAGACGCUGCAGGCUCUAGCAGACAGUUUUCACUCACUGCUCCAGCUCACAGCCGUAUGCCUGAGUUUCUCGAGCUGCCAGAGGUGCCAGGAGCGCCACACUCAGACCUUGUCUGGACUCGCAGACGUGGCGCAGACCUAUCAGGAGUUCGCACGGGCGGCAGAACGCUUAGGCAUGGCUACAGAAAGGAGGACAUGCCAUGAGCUCAGUAUUAAACUCCUGGCUCGUCAGUGUACCGCUCUCACCACCUCCGUCUUCUGCCUAACACAGCUAUUCCGCACUCUCACCGCCCUUUGACCUUCCAAACAAGUAUAAUUCUGCCAGAUCUGAGCUAAGGCAUUUAAGAUAUAAAUAUAUAAAAGCCCAACUAUAGCAACCUAACUAUGGUGUCCAAAGAUGCUGACCUUUUACUGAUUAGCACACACACACACACAAAAAUCAGGGUUACACUGCUUAUGAAUGCACACACACACACACACACACACACUCACACAAAAAUCAGGGUUACAUUGCUUAUGAAUGCACACACACACAAACAAAAAUCAGGGUUACACUGAUUAUGAAUGCACAGACACACAAAAAUCAGGGUUACACUGCUUAUGAACGCACACACACACACACACACACACACAGACAAUCACUUGACUAUGUGGUAUUGUUUCUUAUCAGUGUUUUUUUAAGCAGGUUUCUUGAAUAUCUGUUUUAAGGGAAGGAUUUUAUUUUCCUGUAUCGUUUGCACGCUGUAGCCGUUACACACAAGAACCGGACCGUUCCCCUUUGUCGUCUUUCCUAUUCCUCCUCUUUUACACAGAAUCUGUACACACCCACCAGAGCAGAAGUAACAAAGGUUAUCCAUGUGUAUGUUUAGAGCAGGUAUACCAAAGGAUAUAGAUAACUAGGAUGUAUUUUCUUGUAGAUGGAAGUCAUGUUUUUACUAUAGACACUUUAUGUAUAUGGAUAUACAGAUCAGACAUAACAUUAUGUCCAAGUGAAAAAGACUGACGAUCUCCUCAUCAUGGCACCUGUUAGUGGGUGGGAUAUAUUAGGGAGCAAGUCAACAUUUUAUGCGUUAAAAGCAGGAAAAGUGGACAAGUGUAAGGAAUUGACCAAAGGGACGAAUUGUGAUGGCGGAUAGAUGACCGGAUCAGAGCAUCUCCAAAGCUCUUGCAGCUCUUGUGGGGUGUUCCCGGUCUGCAGUGGUCAGUAUCUAUCAAAAGUGGUCCAAAGAAGAAACAGUGGUGAACCGGCGACAGGGUCAUGGAGGGUUAAGCAAGGGUGAGUGAAGGCUGGCCCGUGUGAUCCAAUCCAACAGACAAGGUACUGAAGAAUUUAAUGCUGGUUCUGAUAGAAAGGGGUCAGAACCACAGUGCAGGACGGGUCAGAGCUGUUAUGCCUGGCCGGUGUAUGUUAUUGCCAUGUGUUCAUUUAUUUCUAAUUCUUUACGCUUAAAUUUAGUACUGUAAAGGCAACAUGGGCUACAAUUGGGUUGUCUGGAAAUCGUGUCCCCUCACACACAGGUAUCGGAGGAUGUCAAGCGUCUCUUAACGUUUCUCUUCUACAAUCACAAACGACUCGUAAACAGGACGGAAACCAAAACACCAUGAGGAUUGUGUUAUUACUUUUUUCAUACCGGCGUGUGGACUAAACCUGGAAGCUGCUGUGCACUGUCCGUAUUAGGCAUGCUUCAUACCGUACACAUACUGUACUUUACAAGUAUCUACAACACGGACUGGAGGAAUGCAUGCACAAACCAAAGCAUGACCUGAUUGAGUGACCGACGAGUGCCAGUAGCUCAGGCACUGACCGGUCGAAUGAGGGAAUGAACGAAUGACUGUCCAGAUGGUGAAAUGCAAUCUCUUGCUUUGUAAUGCAGUAUUCACUAUUAAAACCAGACUCGAAAUAACUCGGGUGUCUUGCUCUAGUAUUGCUUC